This is a messenger RNA of Diaporthe amygdali, 1572 nucleotides long. RefSeq lists its product as uncharacterized. The record is from RefSeq and is a predicted model, not a curated record. Bases 1 to 1572 code for a protein of 523 amino acids. Lineage: Eukaryota; Fungi; Ascomycota; Sordariomycetes; Diaporthales; Diaporthaceae. The transcript has a single exon. Gene Ontology annotation, biological process: proteolysis. Gene Ontology annotation, molecular function: dipeptidase activity; cysteine-type exopeptidase activity.
AUGUUGCCUGAUAAUGCGCUGGCGGCCGCUAUCUGGCUGGCUACUCCAGCCUACGCCAGCUAUGCCUUCUACGUGGGCAAAAACCUUACCACGGAUGGCAGCGUCCUUCUCGGCGGCACCGGCGAAGAAGUCUCAAGCCAUUGGCUUCAGCUUUUCCCGGCCCGUGACCAUCCUCCUAAUGCCACCGUCACUGUUGGUGUCACCGAAGAUGCCAUCUUCCCCGGAGAGCUCAUUCAGAUUCCUCAAGUAAACCAUACAUUCCGUUAUCUAAGUAUGGAAUAUUCAGACUACGAAGGAUUCCCGGCGCCAUUGACAAAUGGCGGUCUCAACGAGAAGGGCGUUGCAGUCCGAGAUGUUUGGGCCGACAACCGCCAGGAGCUUCUGGACAUGACGCCUAAUCCCCAGCACGGGCUGCAAUACAGCGAUCUGGCCCGCAUUGUUAUGGAACGAGCAAGCACAGCCCGGGAAGGCGUUCAGCUAAUUGGAGACCUCAUCAAGAAGUACGGCGAAUCCACUUACGGUGGCAACUCGCACCUUCUUGCCGACAAGGACGAGGGUUGGGUAGUUUGGGAAAUGGCAGGUGGUGCUGGGCUCUGGGCCGCCCAGCGGCUGGGACCUAAUGAAGUCAGGGUGUCAUAUCCCGGCUACAUUGAGGACUUCCCCGUCGAUUUUGCCAAUGACUCGAAUUUCAUGGGCUCUGAGAAUAUUGUCUCGUUCGCGGUUGAACAGGGUUGGUGGAACUCUACCUCCGGCAAGCCAUUCAAUAUAUUCGACGUCUACGGACCACAGGACCCCAGAUACAAGGCUCGCGACGGCGGGUACAAAUUCAUGUCACAGGCCGCUCUGGAAAACGCUACCCUGGCGAUGGCGCCAUUGACUGAAGAGAAGCUGAUGGAGCGGGUGCGUGACCAUCGCAUUGCCGAUGACGAGGCUGGCUACGGGCAGGUCGUCCGCCUUCACGCCGAUAUCGACAGUGACAUGCUACGCAUCUGGAACGCACCUACUGGCUCAGUCGCAGCCCCUUUCACUCCCUGGUGGCUCGGCGUGCAGUCGAUCCCGCCAGAGUCCGGCGAGCAUAGAUACCUGACCACUGGAGCCUCGAGCAGCUUCUUGAACCCGGACUACCAACUCCAAGAGGCUUCAGUCUUUGCUGGCCGAGUGUUCAAGCGCGUGCUGUACUACAUGUGCUCGGACCCAAAUCAAUUCCUGCCCAUUGUGACAGAGAUGCUGACGCGUUUCGAGAACCAGUCCCGUGGGGAUGUUGACGGAUGGGUGGAGAAGUCGGCGAGUCUCUUAAUCAAGGAGGACCAGCGAGAGGCUGCUCAGGCAUUGCUGACCUUUUACGCUCAUUCGCGAGCUGCGCAAGCCCUUGAGAUUGGCCAUACGCUGAACAAUGCGCUUGACGGGUAUAUCAAGCUCACUGGACAAUGGCGGUCACCAGUAGGUAGCGAGAUCAAUGACAGCGGCGAGGGAAAUGAGACCGUCAAUUGUCUCGUCGGCUACGAUCCAGAUCAGCCAAAGGAAUUGCAGCCUCCUGCAUCUCAGAAGCAAUUGCUGAAGUUCAGGCUCUAG